UCUCGGACCAGAACUACUCUACCGAUGAUACUAACUCGGAUCAUCAACCCGACCCGGAAACUCAAACCCGAUUCAAUCCUCUCAAUCUCUCUCUUCACCACCGUCUCUUCUCCGCCGUCAGACCCAUUAAUUUCCGACGCCGUCUCAAUCCUAACUCACCACCGUUCCAAAUCACGAUGGUCAACUCUCCGAUCUCUCCACCCUUACGGAUUCACUCCUUUUCAAUUCUCCGAAAUCACUCUCCGUCUCCGCAACAACCCUCACCUCUCUCUCCGUUUCUUCCUCUUCACUCGCCGCUUCUCUCUCUGCUCACACGACGUCGGUUCUUGCUCGACACUCAUCCACAUCCUCGCUCGAUCUCGUCUCAAAAGCCACGCUAGUGAAGUCAUACGUCUCGCUCUCCGUUUAGCCGACGACAACGAAGAAGGUGAAAACAGAGUAUUGAAAGUGUUCCGUUCGUUGGUUAAAAGUUACAAUCUUUGUGGUUCUGCUCCGUUUGUGUUUGAUCUGUUGGUAAAAUCGUGUCUUGAUUCGAAAGAGAUCGAUGGAGCUGUGAUGGUAAUGAGGAAAUUGAGGUCUAGAGGAAUCAGUUUACAGAUUAGUACUUGUAAUGCUUUGGUUUCUGAGGUUUCUAGGCGUAGAGGUGCUUUUAAUGGGUAUAAGAUGUAUAGAGAAGUCUUUGGUUUAGAUGAUGUUAAGGUAGAUGAUGGUAAGAAGAUGGCAAGUAAGGUUAAGGCGAAUGCGAGCACGUUUAAUUUGAUGAUGAUGAGUUUUUAUAGAGAAGGUGAGACUGAGAUGGUGGAGAGGAUUUGGAGAGAGAUGAAGGAGGAAGGUGGUUGCUCUGCUAAUGGGCAGAGCUAUUGUGUUUUGAUGGAGACGUAUUGUGCGCGAGGUUUGAUGAGUGAAGCUGAGAAGAUAUGGGAAGAGAUGAAGGUGAAAGGAGUGGUUUUUGAUGUUGUGGCUUAUAAUACUAUGAUUGGUGGGCUUUGUGGUAACUUAGAGGUUGCGAAAGCGAAGGAGCUUUUUCGAGAAAUGGGAUUCAAGGGGAUUGAGUGUACUUCUUUAACAUAUGAGCAUCUUGUUAAUGGGUAUUGUAAAGUGAGGGAUGUUGAUUCAGCUUUGGUUGUUUAUAGAGAGAUGAAAAGGAAAGGUUUUGAAGCAGAGGGUUUAACUAUCGAAGCGUUAGUGGAAGGACUGUGUGAUAGGAAUAGAGACAAAGUUGUUGAAGCUGCGGAGAUUGUGAAGGUUGCGGUGAGGGAAUCUGAGUUUUAUCCUAGUCGUGAGUGUUAUGAGUUGUUGAUUAAGAGGUUGUGUGAAGAAGGGAAGAUGGAGAGAGCAUUGAACAUUCAGGCUGAGAUGGUGGGGAAAGGUUUUAAGCCGAGUCAAGAGACAUAUAGAGCUUUUAUUGACGGGUAUGGAUUAGCAGGUGAUGAGAAAACAUCUGCAUUGUUGGCUAUAGAGAUGGCUGAAUCACUCAAGCUAAGGGCCGAAGAAGUAAGCUAGAACUUGUGCUUCAUUGGUAAGUUGCUGAAUCACAUAGAAACCGAUCGGUUUACACAAUGUAGUACGAGUUUCCGGUGAUACCAUCUCAUGGAAUGGUUACAUAGGAAGUGGUACACAUUGUAAGACACAACAUUACCCAUUAAAGCUCUAAUGUUGAAAGGGGAGAUUCAAAUCAA
This is a messenger RNA of Capsella rubella, 1679 nucleotides long. RefSeq names its product pentatricopeptide repeat-containing protein At2g15980. Bases 25 to 1503 code for a protein of 492 amino acids. NCBI's taxonomy places the organism in Eukaryota, Viridiplantae, Streptophyta, Magnoliopsida, Brassicales, Brassicaceae. The transcript has a single exon. Gene Ontology annotation, molecular function: protein binding. The record is from RefSeq and is a predicted model, not a curated record.